GCGCUGCGUUCAACCACUGUUGAAACUAGUGGGUAUCCUUCUACGGGUGCGACAGGUUGAAGUGCAAGGAAAAGUAAAACAAACUAGCUAUUAUUUUUUUCUUCAAAGGACCUCCCCCCCAAAAUUAUACGAUCGCCUUUUAUUUUUCCAUUGGAUCCAUAACACUGCGCGGGGCUGGAUUAAAUUGAGACCACUUUUUGUGUUUUUCCUUUGAAAUUUUAUUUAAAAACACCGAACAACGAUGGGUUCCCAAGCGUCCAAAGGAGAGGUGGUUGGGGAGGCGAAAACUGCUGCCGCGGACGCGGCUGCCGUCGCGAAUACGGUUUCCGUCAAAACGAACGGACAGGAGAAUGGCCAUGUCAAGUCCAACGGUGACGUCUCUGCCACAGAGACGGCCGCCACCAACGGUACCACUGACGCCGCCAAAGAGCCCGAGGCUGGCGCAGGAGGGGACGCCAUCGAGCCAGCGCCAGCGGCUGACAAGGAUGCCGCCAAACCGGCGGGUGAGGCCGCCACCAAGGAUACCCCCAAGAAAAAGAAGAAGUUCUCCCUGAAGAAAUCAUUCAACUUCAAGGGCCUGAAACUGAAGAAGACCAAGAAAGAGGAGGUGGUGAAGGAGGAGGCGGCCGCUCCCGCUGAGGAGAAACCAGCUGAGAACGGAGCCGCUGUGGCUUCGGAGGAGAAGAAAGAGGAGGUGGUGAAGGAGGAGGCUGCUGCUCCUGCUACAGAAGCCCCGAAGGCAGAGGAGGUGCAGGCUAAAGCUGAGGAGGUGAAGGAGACUCCUAAGGAGGAGGUGGAGGUGAAGGAGGCUCCUAAGGAGGAGGUGAAGGUGGAGGUGAAGGAGGCUCCUAAGGAGGAGGUGAAGGUGGAGGUGAAGGAGGCGGCUGCUCCUGCCCCAGAGCCCACCAAACCAACAGAGGAGACCAGCUCGACCCCCACGGCAGCAGCUUCCUCCCAACAGAAAGCAGAGUGAUUGUAUCUUGACCCACAACAAGGACUGUGAACUGUUUUUCAAGAGAGAGAGAGAAAAAAAUUGAGUUAUAUAUAUAUAUAUUUAUAUAUGUGUGUAUAUGUAUACAUAUGUAUAGAUAUAUGUGUAUGUAAAUAUAUACACAUUUAUGUGAGAGACUCCUUCGUGCCACUUUUGUCACAAGAUGACAGACUAGAUUCACUAGUUCACUUCCCUGGUUACGACCCCUGGUUACAGCGAGACAUCUGAACCCAUUAGUCUUAUGUGCUGAUUGCUGUGGGACAACGGGGAGAGUGGAAGACACAGUUAUGGAUGGGAGUUGAGUUGUCUUUCUCAAAACACCCAGCUCAAAAAGAUGCAUCAACGCGAACGAGCGAGACACCAACCACCACAUGAAAUAAACAAGAAAUAAACAAAAAAGACCAACUUUAUACAUUCCUAUAUUUUAACCCAACAUUUGAAGUAUUUUGUGGUGUUACAAUAGAGAACCAUUUGAAAGAUUCAGAGAAGCUAUGUCUUGUUUUGUUUUAAAGAAGAAGAAAUCAAUAAGUUUAGAUUUUUAUCUUGGCUAUAAAAAAAUAAGAGAAAUAAAAAAAAUAACAAUUAAGCUUGCUAUGUUCACUGUUGCAGUUUUAAAACGAAGCAGAGUUGUUGAUCUGUCUGUGGUGUUUAAGCCUGACUCUUGCUCGAUGGUCUCUGUAAAUACGUUGGACUGAUUCUGUUCUUUAUUUUGCUAAUGUUGACAGAUGUUUAUGGUUUUAUUGUAAAGUUGAAAAUGGUAAAUAAAUGUUGGUUACCAAAACCUG
This is a messenger RNA of Oncorhynchus gorbuscha (pink salmon), 1776 nucleotides long. Its product is annotated as MARCKS-related protein 1-B-like. Lineage: Eukaryota; Metazoa; Chordata; Actinopteri; Salmoniformes; Salmonidae. Gene Ontology annotation, cellular component: cytoplasm; plasma membrane. The coding region runs from base 242 to 973 and encodes 243 amino acids. The transcript has 2 exons. Gene Ontology annotation, biological process: actin filament organization; central nervous system development. The record is from RefSeq and is a predicted model, not a curated record. Gene Ontology annotation, molecular function: actin filament binding; calmodulin binding.